AUGAACCAGGGCAAGCCAAAGCAGGCAGUACGACUUAAAAUGGAAGAAAUGGAGGAUAAACUAGGGUCAGAUAGCAUGUACAAAGAUUCAGUUUUGCAAGACAUAAGGAAGGCAAAAGAUUCGAUACUUCCGAUGCGCCUGCGCUUUAACGACUUGAUUAACACAAUUGCUUCCAUAGAUAAGACGCAAGGAAAAUCAUCUCAGGAAAAGUUCACAAUGAUUCGUGCCAAAGUCUUAGAACUGAGCACAGAAAUUCAAAGUUUCUGUGGGGAAUACCAUAAGUUGCAGCCCGUAUUUGAAGCAAUGCAACAGUACUCUAAAGAGGGAAAAACUUCUAAGAAAUUUACCCCACUCGAGACCCUUAGACACGUUAAUGAAGUUACUAUCAAUACACAAAGCAAACCCCCCAACGCAACUUCGCCCUCGAAUGCUAGAUUGAACAAAUCCAACGUGAAUACACCGGCAAGCAAUGUACCCACUCCUUCUGCUGGUGGAAAUGUGGCUGUUAAGAAACCGAGAAAACCUCGCCAGAAGAAAAACUCAAUCCCAGGUGCCGCCAGUAUCCCUCUUCAGGCUAGUCCUCCAACCAACCCGUCACAAAUCUUGUCGAAUAUGUCCCCUAUGAACAUGAUGAGCAGCCCCAUGAGUACAAUGUCCCCGGUCAACGGUAGCAUGAAUUUGCCGUACAAUGGAAGUGCAAGCAUAUCAACAGCUCCAAAACCGCAAUCUCAGCCCCAAAGACAUAUUCCAUCGGCAUCACAGCAACUAAAUAUGAACAACAUAACUCCUGCUAAUAUUUUGAAUAUGUCAAUGAUGGAACAGAACCCGAUGCAGGCCCCGUCGAGUCAGCAAUCACAGUUGUCACAGCCACAGCACCAGAGCAGCAAUUCCCUCGAUCUGAAUAGCCUUGAUCUCAAUAAUAUCGAUCUCGCGAGCCUUAAUAUGGAUUUCUUACAAUAA
Molecule: messenger RNA, 960 nt
Organism: Lachancea fermentati
Lineage: Eukaryota; Fungi; Ascomycota; Saccharomycetes; Saccharomycetales; Saccharomycetaceae
Source: the annotation of a GenBank genome assembly